CUAUUUGGUGCCAAAGCCUGUUCUUGUGGGGACGAGUUUGACUGGAGGUAUCUAUGUGAAGCCCCGGGAGCCAUGACAGACUUCUGGUUGAUUUCUGUCCCCCUGGACAAGACCAGUUUAACCAGUGUAGAGAAACUCAAGCACACCAUUGCCAAAACCAACCUGGCCUCCUGCUGCAAGUUCUCAAUUCCAGAUCUCAAGGUGGGAAUACUGGACAGUCUGCUCAGCGUGUCAGAUGACCUCUCCAAGCUCGACACACUGACUGAAAGUGUGAUUAAAAAAACAUGUCAGUGUAUGAGGGAGGUGAUGGAGCAGUCCGGUGACAAAGUGCUGGAAAACGCCUUAGCCAAUGGAGUGGACCUGAUGACCUACGUGACCAGGUUUCAGUGGGACAAAGCCAAGUAUCCCACAGCUCUGCCUCUCUCCAGCUUGGCAGAAAUCAUCAACAAGGAAGUUUCCCAGAUGGAGACGGAAUUAAAAUCCCGAGCUGCGGCGUUCAACAGUGUGAAAAUGAGCUUGCAAAGCCUUGAGCACAAACUAGAUGGGACUUUGCAAACUUGCAGUCUGAAUGGUAUAGUGAGGAAGGAAGACCUGGUGGUCUCAGAGUACCUCACCACUCUGCUGGUAGUAGUGACCAGAGGGAGCUACUUGCUGUGGGAGGGGACCUAUGAAUCUUUGUCAGAGUUCGUGGUUCCACGGUCCAGCAGGAAGCUCUACGAGGAUGGAGAGGGAGGCAUUUUCUCAGUUACACUUUUCAAAAGAGCUGUGUGUGAAUUCAAAGCCAAAGCCCAGGAGAGCAAGUUCAUCGUACGUGAGUACCACUUUGAGCUGGAGGACAAGAAGCAGCAGGAGAUGAAGCAGCUGAGUGUUCACAAGAAGGAACAAAAUGGAGUCUUUGUGCGUUGGCUGAAGGUGAAUUUCAGUGGGGUGUUUGUUGCUUGGAUUCACCUGAAAGCGCUGAGGGUGUUUGUGGAAUCAGUCCUCAGGUAUGGAUUACCGAUGAACUAUCAGGCUCUUCUGCUGCAGACGGACAAGAAGCGUUCAAAGAAACUGAGAGCAGAACUCGCCUCGCUGUUCAUGCAUCUGGACCCCACUGCCACUGCCAGCAAGACAGAUGUAAGCUGUGACAUCCCAGGACUCAUUCAGCAAGAGUACUGCUCCUACAUCUGCUUCCACAUCAACACCAAUGUGCUGGAGAUCAGCUAGCAGUCAGCAAAAAGAAGACCUGCUCGGUGACCAAGCUACGAGGGCCCUGACGCUCAUGUGGUGGACACCACUCAGAGCCAGGAACAUAAAGACCCCUGACUCUAAAAUAAAACAUAUCCAGUGAUAUAUAUCCUUGAAUAUAUUGGUUUUCCACAUUUCUUGUGAGCCAGACAUAACUGCCCAGUUUCCCUUGGACAGCAGUAGACGGAUUGGGGCCCUUUUCACCACUCAAUACCAGCUGCACAUGGAACUGCGGAACCAUUUAAAUAUGUUUAAUAUCUAAAAAAUGUUGUUCAGUGUUUUCUUUUGAAAGAAUGUGUACUGUAAAUGUUAAUGUAGGUGUACAGUUUCAAGCAUUUUAAGUGAGCACAUUCUUCUUAGAAAUCCUAAAGCCAUUUUAGUGUGAUGAAGUGUCUUUCUUCAUGCACGGUUGCACAUUAUUCAACACAAAAGUCCAGUACAUUUAUCAGUGCAUUAUUCAGUAUAUUGUGUAGAGACAACAUAUCAUGACUCUGUAUAAAUAUCACUUGUCUUUAAGCUCAUGUUUGAUCAGUAUGUUUUUAAAUGUAAUGCUAUCAGUGGUGGAAGUUCUCAGAUCCUAGUAGUACCAAUACCACAAUGACCACAACGUAAGAAUACUCCAUUACAAGUAACAGUACUGCAAUCAAAAUCCUACUUAAAGUUAUAUUCCUUAAGAUUUUCAUGAAAUCAGACCACAUAUUUUAUAAUAUUCGUUUUUCAGCAAUAGUCAUUCAGUGCAUUUACAUUCAGUCUAUAUAGUAGUUUUAACAGUGAAGUGCGUUAUUCCUGCACUCACUGUCGCCAAAUAAACCACCACUAUUAUCAGCUAAAUGUACUUAAAGUAUCAAAGUAAAAGCAAGUGUUGUGCA
This is a messenger RNA of Micropterus salmoides (largemouth bass), 2096 nucleotides long. It is a transcript of the gene atp6v1c2, whose product is annotated as ATPase H+ transporting V1 subunit C2. Gene Ontology annotation, cellular component: lysosomal membrane; vacuolar proton-transporting V-type ATPase, V1 domain. Gene Ontology annotation, biological process: proton transmembrane transport. The record is from RefSeq and is a predicted model, not a curated record. The transcript has 12 exons. NCBI's taxonomy places the organism in Eukaryota, Metazoa, Chordata, Actinopteri, Centrarchiformes, Centrarchidae. Bases 73 to 1206 code for a protein of 377 amino acids. Gene Ontology annotation, molecular function: proton-transporting ATPase activity, rotational mechanism.